Messenger RNA from Anarrhichthys ocellatus (wolf-eel), 3640 nucleotides. RefSeq names its product molybdenum cofactor sulfurase (gene mocos). The record is from RefSeq and is a predicted model, not a curated record. Lineage: Eukaryota; Metazoa; Chordata; Actinopteri; Perciformes; Anarhichadidae. Bases 257 to 2767 code for a protein of 836 amino acids. The transcript is spliced from 15 exons. Gene Ontology annotation, biological process: Mo-molybdopterin cofactor biosynthetic process. Gene Ontology annotation, molecular function: molybdenum ion binding; molybdenum cofactor sulfurtransferase activity; pyridoxal phosphate binding.
GGUGUCCACUUCCAAAUCAACUUUGUGAGAGUUCGUGACGAUAACUCAUGUGACCUUUCUGCAAGACUGGCAAAUAGUCUCGAGACGGUUUGCGCGAGGGGGCGCAAAGGGGAGGAGGACUUUACAGCUCAGCCGCUGAUGACUUGGACUUUGACCGUAAAACAUAUCAAUAAUUACAAAACAAGCCGAGUGUUGACGCGUCUGUGGUCACAGCCGCCCCGCGGUCUGCUCUGUAGCUCUCUGCACAAAGCGGUCGAUGGAUUUCCAAACACUGUGCACGUUUGACACCUUUAAGUCGCUGUGGAGUCGCUACGGCUAUGGGGGGAACCUCCAGGACGUGAUUGACCAGGAGUUCAUACGGAUUAAAGGAAUAACGUAUCUGGAUCAUGCAGCGACUACUCUGUACCCAGAGUCUCUGGUCAGGGAGUACUUCCAGGACAUUUCAAGGAACGUGUACGGAAACCCUCACAGCCACAACCCCAGCAGCAGAUUGACACAAGACACGGUGGACAGGGUCAGAUACAGGGUAUUGCAGCAUUUUAACGCCACCCCUGAGGAGUACUCUGUGAUUUUCACUUCUGGUUGUACAGCCGCAGUGAAAUUAGUGGCUGAGAGCUUUCCCUGGAGGCCGCCAGCCGAGAGCCAGGCGGGAAGUCACUUCUGCUACCUCACCGACAGCCACACCUCUGUAGUUGGCAUAAGAGGGAUGGCUUGUGGCCGGGGGGUGGUUGCCCUGCCCGUCUCCCUGCAGGAAGUGGAGAACAGGGCGAGGACGAAAGGUGAAGAUGAUACUUGCCAGACGCCUCACCUCUUCAGCUACCCGGCGCAGAGCAACUUCUCGGGGAGGAAGUACCCCCUUGGCCUCGUGAGAGGCAUCCAGACGAGACGCCUUUACCCAGCGUGUGACCACCAGGGUCGCUGGUUUGUGCUGCUCGAUGCAGCCUCUCAUGUCAGCUGUUCCCCUCUGAACCUGCAGGAGUGCCCCGCUGACUUCGUUCCCGUCUCCUUCUAUAAGAUGUUUGGCUUCCCCACAGGUCUGGGGGCCCUUCUUGUCCGUAACGACGCAGCGGGCAUACUAAAGAAGACUUACUUUGGAGGAGGCACAGCAGCAGCUUACCUUUCUGGUGAAGAUUAUUAUGUGCAGGCGGCCAACAUUUGUGACAGAUUUGAAGACGGGACUGUUUCUUUCUUGGACAUCAUUGCUGUAAAUCACGGUUUUGAAGCUCUUUACAGGAUCACAGGGGGCAUGCACAACAUCCAGCAGCACACCUACGGCUUGGCACGCUACACUUACAUGCUGCUGUCAAGCCUUUGCCAUGGCAACGGGCGACCGGUGGCUCAGAUAUACACAGAAGGCCAGUUUGAGAGUCCAAGCACACAGGGCGCAAUCCUAAACUUCAACCUCAAGGAUUCUCAUGGGCAGAUAAUUGGGUAUUCUCAGGUGGACAGAAUGGCCAGUCUGUACAAUAUCCAUGUGCGCACGGGUUGCUUCUGCAACACCGGAGCCUGUCAGUCCUUCCUCGGGAUCACCAAUCAGCAGAUGCGUAGAAACCUGCAGGCCGGCCACGUCUGCGGAGACAGCAUCGACCUGGUGGAUGGCCAGCCGACCGGAUCUGUGCGCGUGUCCUUUGGCUACAUGUCGACAUUUGAAGACUGUCAAAAGUUCCUGAACUUUGUAGCCGAGUGCUUCGUGGAGAAGCCGGUCACAGUGGACCAAGUGAGACUACAGGAGCUAAUAACAGCCACAGCAGCAUCCGGAGGCUUACAUGAAGAGCCCCCAAUCAACAACACUAAUGGAGGUGCAGUUAGAGCAGACAAGAGGGCGAAGCCUACAGAAGCACCACUGAGGGGAUUUGGACACAGAGACUCAAACAGCCACCGGGGGGCUUAUACUCUAACCAACAUCUACAUAUAUCCCAUCAAAUCAUGUGGAGCCUAUGAGGUCCACGACUGGCCGGUGGGACCGCUGGGUUUGCUGUAUGACAGAAGCUGGAUGGUGGUGAAUGGAAACGGCGUGUGCCUGAGCCAGAAGAGGGAGCCGCGCUUGUGCCUCGUUCGCCCACAAGUCCACCUGCCCUCAAACAAAUUGCUCCUGCAGGCUUCAGGAAUGGAUACCAUUUCGGUUCCCCUGGAAAACAAAACUCAAAUGCAUGCAAGCUAUCGAGUGUGUCAGAGUAAAGUUUGUGGUGACAGGGUGGAGGCUGUCGACUGUGGGGAUGAGGCUGCAUCAUGGCUCUCAGACUUCCUCGGACAGCCAUGCCGCCUGAUAAGACAAAGUCCUGAUUUUACCCGCGACAUGAAGAAGAGGCCGAGUGGAGCUGCCACCGCCACAUCCCUCUCCCUGGUGAAUGAAGCUCAGUAUCUCAUGAUCAACCGUGCCAGCGCGGAGCUCAUUCAGAAGCUAAUGAGCAGCAGGCAGGACGACGCCGAGGGCGAUCAGCUCCUUGACGGACAGAACGUCAUUAGCCGCUUCCGAGCCAAUUUAGUCAUCGCUGGAGUAGAACCAUUUGAGGAGGAUAAUUGGCCACACUUGAUUAUUGGCAACACUCGAUUCGUGGCCGCAGGUCAGUGUGGGAGGUGCCAGAUGAUUGGAGUAGACCAGGAGACUGGGACCAAAACAAAAGAGCCGCUAAUGUCUCUGUCGGCCUACCGCAAUGGGAAGGUCACUUUUGGAGUGUACCUGACCCAUCAGCUCCCAGAGGGCUCCAAUAAAAUCAGUGUCCUCUCUGCCGGUUCCCUGAUACAGCCAGAGCCACACAGUUCCUGAAGUAGUCAUCUGCAUCAUCCUCUUUAUUUAUUUUGGUGACAUCUUUGGUCCUGAGCGGCCAUUUCUGCGCUGCACGUUCCUAAAAGUCACAUGUCAAACACUGGGGAGUUUGAUGCUGCUCUUUUUCCUUUGUCUCUGUUGCCAUGGUGCCUUUUGUCCUCUCGGAAGUGUCCAUUUCAUACCAGGGCAUUCCGAUUUUAUUCUAUCCAAGUCUGCUUUGAUGGAAAAUGAGUGACAUUUCUUCUCCUAUGAUUGCAUUCUUAAAAUGCGUGCAGUAAAGUGGAGGUGAAAUAAUAAUUGCAUGACAAAAUCCUACUUUGAAUGUAUUGCUGUUAUCUGAGCCAGAACAUGUCAGGCUUGAUGUAAUAACCACUGCUCAUCAUGUUAACCUCCCAGACAUGUCUUCUUCUGUUUAUUCCCAUGGAGGAUUAUCUUGGUAUUCCAAACACACCACUUCUGUUAGUGCGGCCACAAAUCUAUAAAAUAUUGCUCCAUGAAAUGAAAAAAACGUACCAGACACUCAAAGUAUAUGCUCUGAAUGUGGUGCUGAUUUGGACAGCUAUGCCAGAAAAAGUAAUAAUACCUUGGACACCAGAAGUGAUGUGCUCAGAGUAACAUGCUUACACAUGUUACGUCAAGGUUUGGAAGUAAAAUUGUCCCUGUUUAUUGCUCACUUAUGGUGUAGUUAUAGAGAGCGGCAUGAGGUGGCUGCAAGGUUUUGUACUACUUGUCCCAUGUUUACAAUAUGUAUGUGCCCACAUGUCAACUUGCACAGUACAUGUAGAUUGGAUAGGAUGGAGAAUGGUACCGGCAAUAUCAAACAGAAAACGUUAUGUAUGAAUGGAUGACAAUAAAGAAAGUGCCUUCAUAAAA